Messenger RNA from Funneliformis mosseae, 622 nucleotides. Lineage: Eukaryota; Fungi; Glomeromycota; Glomeromycetes; Glomerales; Glomeraceae. The record is from the annotation of a GenBank genome assembly.
AUGAUAACUUAUGUUUCGUCAUUUCCCACAACUCUGGAGUCUGGACCACCUGGACUUUUGAAUCAUUUAAAUAAACGUGAAAACGUUAAUGGACCCCUUAUCUCAAAGAAAUCAGAGUUCACAUUUUUCUGGGUUGAAUCCGAAUCUGAUUUUAAAUCAACUAAAACAGUUGAUAUUAAAUCAUGUAAUGGUAAAAAGCUUGCAACAGUAAAUAAAGAUUUUGCUGAUGCCAUGAAAUUAGAAGGAACCGGUAUCACUAAGGACGAUCGAGUUUUUAAUCUUGAUGAUUGCGAUUGUGGUUCAUCAUAUUCUUGCUUCUUCCAACUCGACAAAACAAAAUUUCCAUUUGGCAUUUCUUCAAGUGGUGUACCUUUGGUUCCUUUUGUCACCGUUGCAGCCAAUGAUAUAAAGAAAGGAACAUUGAUCUAUAUUCCAAAACUUGAUGGAAUCGUGUUACCGAACGGUAAAACUCAUAACGGUUGCCUUAGAGUCGAUGAUGAAGGUUUCUCAUUUGGAAAAAAACAUAUUGAUUGGUUUGUUGCAAAGAAAUCAAAUUUCAAUGCUUUGAUAAAGAAAAACAGUUUCUCAAGCGUUGAAGUAUUUAGUGGCACUUCACCAAGUG